ACAACACUCAUUCUAAAUCGACGCCUGGCUGACUGCAGACGGGCUCCUCGCACUCGAAUCGUAUCCAUAUAUAUCGCAUCGGUCGGUUAAUCCAGUGUCGAGCACCGCUCUAAUCAUUAAUUAAGUGUCUUAUAGUGUCUUGGGGAAAAUAGUAAACGCAACCGAAACGAGUUUCCAGCUGCCAGUCAAUAUGUUGUGGUCUCUGCAGCAGGCUCAUUUGUGAAAAAUAAAAAAUAGAGAAAAACUAAACCAGAGAUACAUUUUCACCUGCCACUGACUGGCAAUCAAGUGUAAUUAUCAUGGAAGCCUCUACCACACCUGUGCUGGACCUGCUGCUGCGGCCACAGAAUGGCACAUCCUCCACUGUCACCAAGGCUCUCUAUGCAAAUCGGAAUCGUUUGAUCUUCAGCACCAUUGUCAUGGGUCUGGGGGUGAUUGGUAAUUCGCUGGCUCUGAUUAUUUUGGCGCGCAAAAAGCACAACAAAAACAGCAAAUAUACGCUCAUGUUGCGAUGCCUGGCCACCAAUAAUCUGUUGGCUCUGCUGGGGAUGCUGACCACAUCGGUGCUGAAAUACAACCUUUCCGAGGAGGUCCAUCAGUCCUUUAUGCGGCUGGACUGCGUGGGUCAUGUGGUUUGGCGGUUCUUUGGUCUCAGUUCUGGCUGUAUAGCGGCUGUGAUGGCUGCCGAAAGGUGGAUGGCACUGGCAAGGCCCUUUAUUUACCACAAGCACAUCACCUACGAACUGAUACGUAAAAGCAUCAACAGCAUUCUGAUUGCAGCCGUAAUCAUCACAUUUCUGCCAUUUGUGGGCUUUGGAGCCUACAUAGACGAAUCCAAUCCGGAAGAGCUCAAGUGCAUACGUUAUCGCGAUGCCCAGGGUACAUGGAACAAGUCCUAUGCGGUGCUCUUUAUGAUAUUUGGCACUCUCCUUUGCAUCGUAAUCGUGGCCUGCAAUCUCUUUGUGGCCCAUACUUUGAUGUGCGUAAUUGGCAAAAGUCGCACGGCUAAGCGACACAUGACCUACGAUCUGGUGUCCAGAGACAAGUCCAGUGUACAGAUUGAUCCAGAGAGUAGCAGUGCCACUACUCUCUACCAGACGCAGCUUAGUUCUGGCAGUGGAGGCAGCGGUAGCCAUCGCGGCGCUUAUCCUAAUAGACAUUACAGGCAAAGCGUCAGCGUGACCAUGGCGGCCACAGAAUCCUCACCGGUGGAGAUUAAGUUUGCCAAGUUGAUGGCAUUCCUCAGCAUCUCCUUUGUCAUCUGCUGGAUGCCACAGAUGAUUGCCAUCCCUUUGGCCAUUGCCCCGAAUCGGGUGCCCUCUUCGAAUCGUUUCUUCCUCAUCGCCGAUGUCCUAACGGCCUUGCACUUCACCUCUGAUCCUUAUGUCUAUGUCCUGAGUCGCUCCAAGUCCAUUAACUGGUCCCUGCUGGGCUGCAUCAAGCGUUGGCGAAGUGGCUGGCGACCAGGUGGCCUAAGGCGCUCUCAGAGCGAUCAGAGCCGCAUGCGCACCACCAUGACGGAGGCCAAUACUCUGGACUUUAACUGACGAGUCCCUCCGUUCCGCUCGAUCCUCAAGCUACAGCACCCAAGUACUUAACCGCAGGGCAGAUCCUCUCUAGAGGGAGAGGAGCGCCUCCUAGUCUCCUAAGCUGUAUAUAAUAUAACCUAUUUUGUAUUACCAUAUCAAGCUUUCCCCCAACCAUGCUCAGCUCACAUAAUCUCAGAAUCCAAGAUGGGAUUUUUAGAAAUAAAUAUAUCAUAUAUAUCUGCAUAUUUGUGUAUGUAAAAUAAAAAGUG
Molecule: messenger RNA, 1798 nt
Organism: Drosophila kikkawai
Lineage: Eukaryota; Metazoa; Arthropoda; Insecta; Diptera; Drosophilidae
Product: prostaglandin F2-alpha receptor
Biological process (GO): inflammatory response; positive regulation of cytosolic calcium ion concentration; adenylate cyclase-activating G protein-coupled receptor signaling pathway
Cellular component (GO): plasma membrane
Molecular function (GO): G protein-coupled receptor activity
Source: RefSeq, a predicted model, not a curated record